ACCGCGCGCGUCACCUCAAACGGACCAAGGUGGAGCGCAAUCGUCCGCGGCCGUCGUUACACACAAACGUACAACCACAUCGUCUCAAUGAGUGCGGACGGUGAAUACAUUUCCACCAGCUACAAUAUGAGGAGCAAUACUAAAGCUUCCUUCUGGGAGCAGAGAACGCGGCUCGAAAAGCGGCUGAUGCUGGCCGUGGGCGUAGUAGCUGUACUGGCCGUCGCAUUCUUUGCAGCCUUCCUUGCCACCAUCAUGAUGAGGCCUUCCACGGAUGUCAAUGAUGUUCCGCAAACCAGCGAGCUUCGUUUGUCAGAGACAUUCCCUCCAGCAGUUAUUGCUAAGAACGACGAGCCUAAAGUCUGCAAAGAUGCUGACUGCAUUCAUACUGCAUCAAAACUGUUACAAAAUAUGGACGAAUCGGCUGAACCAUGCGACGAUUUCUAUGACUUCGCCUGUGGCGCCUUCGUGAAGAACACCCGUAUACCGGAUGACAAAACUUCUGUGAACACCUUCUCAAUAAUUACGGAUCAGCUACAGGAACAAAUCCGGUCACUUCUAGAUGCCCCAAUUGUUGCCGAUGAACCCCGCCCCUUUGUUUUGGCGAAGACGUUGUACCAGGCUUGCAUGAACCGAACUGCUAUCGAAGCUCGUGGUAUUCAACCGCUCACUGACAUGCUUCGUCGUCUUGGGGGCUGGCCCGUGCUGGAUGGAGAAAAUUGGGAUGAGACAUCGUUCUCUUGGGAGGAAUCCGUUUACCGUUUCAGACACGCUGGAUACUCUGUAGACUACUUCCUGGACUUCUCUAUCAGUGUAGACGUCAAGAACUCUACUAACAGGAUUAUUGAUUUGGACCAAGCAUCUCUGGGUCUCAGUCGGGAGUACUUGAACCGUGGUUUCAAGGACAAGCUAGUCCAGGCCUACUAUGAGUAUAUGGUGGAUAUUGCGACCCUACUUGGCGCCGAUAGGGCCAGGGCCGAGGUGGAAUUAAAGGAUUCCCUACAGUUCGAAAUCAACUUGGCUAACAUAUCUUUGCCUUUGGAGAAACGUCGUAAUGCUACCAGUCUUUAUAACCCGAUGACAAUUGCUGAAUUACAAGAAAAAUUCCCCAAAAUUCCCUGGCUGACGUAUGUAAACAAACUCCUCGCCCCCCACGUUCAGGUUAGCCUGGAUGAAAUUGCUAUCGUCAACGUUCCAAAGUACCUCACAGAUCUAGAGAUUUUGUUAGAAAAGACUCCAAAACGCGUGCAGGCGAAUUACGUCAUGUGGCGAGUGGCUGGCGCAUCUGUGUCUUAUCUAACUGAAGAGCUUCGUCGGAGACAGUUGGCUUAUGUGACUGCACUCUCUGGUAAAACUGAACGCGAGAGCCGAUGGAAAGAGUGUGCCGAUACAACCAGUGCUAGUAUGUCGAUUGCAGUCGGUGCACUUUACAUUAGGAAGUACUUUAACGAGAAGUCUAAGUCCAAAGCUUUGGAAAUGGUUGAUGAUAUUAGGCAACAGUUCAGCAAAACCCUGUCAGAGGUGGAUUGGAUGGAUAGCAUGACUCGUCAGGCUGCGCUGGAUAAAGCACAAGCCAUGGCUUCACAUAUCGCGUACCCCAACGAACUUCUGGAUGAUGAAAAACUAACACAGUUCUAUUCAGGCUUGGACAUGUCUUCAGAUAAAUUGAUGGAGUCCGUAUUAAACCUGACUCUCUUUGGAACUGAAUAUCUCUUUGGCAAGCUUCGUGAGCCCGUGAAUAAAACCGACUGGGUUACCCAUGGACGUCCCGCCAUUGUCAAUGCCUUCUACUCAUCUAUCGAGAACAGCAUUCAAUUUCCGGCUGGUAUCCUUCAAGGCACUUUCUUUUCGGCCAAGCGUCCUGCUUUUAUGAACUAUGGCGCUAUUGGAUUUGUUAUUGGACACGAAAUCACUCAUGGAUUUGAUGACCAGGGGCGACAAUUCGACAAGAUUGGCAACUUGGUAGACUGGUGGCAGGAAAUGACCAAGCAAAAGUACUUGGAGAAAGCCAAGUGCAUCAUCGACCAGUACUCUAACUACACAGUCAAGGAAGUCAACAUGAAGCUAAAUGGCGUGAACACCCAAGGUGAGAACAUUGCUGACAACGGUGGCAUCAAGGAGGCGUACUACGCGUAUGAGGCCUGGACUAAGCGUCACGGUGAAGAGAGUCGGUUGCCUGGACUCGAAAAGUACUCCCCGCGACAGAUGUUCUGGUUAAGCGCAGCAAACACCUGGUGCUCGGUCUACCGGAAUGAAGCUAUUAAGAUGCGCAUAACGACUGGUUUCCAUGCACCUGGCCGCUUCCGAGUUCUUGGACCCUUGGCCAAUAUGGACGAAUUUGCCAAGGACUUUAACUGCCCACCAGGCUCUCCAAUGAACCCACAGAAGAAAUGCAAAGUCUGGUAGAUAGCGGCCGAUAGAGGGAUCCCAAUCUAAUUCAAUUCUCCUCUUAUAAAAAUGCGAAUUUCAAUCACACCUCGACGAAACAGCUCUCAACGACCACUUAUGGAAACCUUAUAUGAGUAUUUCGAUAUAAUUAUCUAAAAUGAAAAGUUCUUAAAACAAGAUGAGAGUUCACCACUUUAUUAAUUACUAGCCUCCAACCUGAAACCUCCAGUUAUGGGAUAAAUGCUUAUAUUACAUUGAAGGUCGAGUAAGCAACUAUUAUGACUGAAACUCGAAUCAAGAUUAUCAAGGACAACAAUUACUAUUAAUGAAAUAUAUUUUGUCGUUAACUGACGAAACCAUUCUUAGUCAUUGAUGAAACUGUUCGAUAGCCCUACAAUUUCAACACCAUUUUGACAUGUUUGUAACAUAUCAGUAGUAUCAUAUGAAGAAAAAAUAUAUGAUUUUUUUUUAAAUUAACACUCAAAUUUUUUCUUCGAUUAAAAUAUAUACUUGGGGCUUAUAAUCCUAUAAUGAUUCAUUUUAAUAUUAAACAUUAUAGAAUAUUGCAAAAAUAGACAUGCGUAUGCGUUACUCAUAUGAAUGUUUACUGUAUUUUGAUGUGGGUUUUAAAACGAUUUUAAGAAAUUGCUGAGAUUUUAGACUGAUGAUGGAAAUUGAACGGGUCUUAACUUUAGGCUUGUAUAUAACAAGUACAAAUAGUUCUAACUUUCAUCAUAAGAAAAUCCUUGAAUAAAAAAAGAGUGUGUGUACUUAUGUACACGCGUUAGAAGUUAUA
Molecule: messenger RNA, 3181 nt
Organism: Pieris rapae (cabbage white)
Lineage: Eukaryota; Metazoa; Arthropoda; Insecta; Lepidoptera; Pieridae
Gene: Nep2
Product: neprilysin-2
Exons: 17
Coding region: 88-2403 (771 amino acids)
Biological process (GO): protein processing
Cellular component (GO): plasma membrane
Molecular function (GO): metalloendopeptidase activity
Source: RefSeq, a predicted model, not a curated record